CACACACACACACACGCACGCACACACACACACAGAGCAGCAGGGAGAAGCUGUGAUGAUGUCCUGUCAUGCUGGAGGAGCAGGAGGAACAUGACAACAGCAGUGGAAAACAUAGUUACUUUGACAAUGAGUUCUAUAGUGCCAUCAUGGACGAGGACUUAGAGCGUAUCGAUGAUCUGUCAGAAAAGCACGGGAGCAACAUUUGCAUCCAGGUACGACACGGAGCACAUGGGAGGAUUUUCAUCAAGGGCCUGAAGAUCCUCCCUCUUCACCUGGCUGCCUGUUACCGACGAGUGAAGAGCAUGCAGAGCCUCCUGUCAUCAGGAGCUGACCCUGAAGUGAGGGACCAGCUCGGUCGAACCACGUUACACCUGGUGAUCACCAGCUGGCCGAGGAUCCCCAAGACUUCGCCCAAACCGCAUUCCAAGUCGCAGCCCGCUGCGAUCAACACUGUGCAUGGGAACGCGGAGGCCUGUUUACGGCUCCUCUGUGAACAUGGUGUCGACAUCAGCGCAAAGGUGGAGGGAAAGCGUGAGGAGACGGCUCUCCACCUCUCAGUACGUUGCGCCGCACAGUCUGCCGUCCAGAUUCUCACCAGCUAUGGUGCCAAUGUCAACGCGGUGGACAAGAGUGGGAUGACGCCCCUGCAUAUGGCCAGCGGGACCCUCCAUAAGGACAUUAUAGCCAGCUUAAUCAAGCAGGGAGCAGAUAUCAACAAGGCAGUGGAGCACACUGGAAACACUGCCCUGCACCUUGCUGCUGUGGCCACAGCUAUGAAAACCACCAACACACUGGAAAACGACAACAGCUGUAUCACUGCGCUGCUGGAACACGGAGCCGAGCCCAACACCGAGAACAAGGCCGGGCUUACACCCGUACACGAGGUGUGCAGCAUGGGCAACAAGGAGCUGGUGGACCUGCUGCUCAGAUACGGAGCCAACAUCGAUAAGCCCAGCCGCGCGGGGGAGAACUGUCUGUUUCUGUUCCUGAACCACAGGCCUAACGUGAGCAACAGCUCGCUGCUGGUCAAACUCCUCAGCCUGACAUCUCCGCUCACCCUCUACAACCACAACGGUCACCUGCCGUCAACACUGACACUGCCCUGUUUCUUCAAGCAGCGAGAGCAGCUACUGAAGCUCAGCCAGCAGCCGCGGAGACUUCAGGAUAUUUGUAAGAGACAUAUUUAUCUGAAACAUGUCCGAGAUGAGGGAAGGGAGUUGAAAGAAAUGCUGCCAGAGAGGCUGUAUGACUUUGUCUUCACCUGCUGGGAGAACAUUCACGACAUCUCCUUUGUGAGUGAAGAUGAACAAGACUCUUUGAGUCACAUAUUUGAAGGCACUCCGAGCUGAGACCUCAGGUACGACAGAAACUAACCAAAUACUAUGUAAGGGCGGCGUGUGUUACCUUCAGGUCUCGAUGCAUGAUUCCUCUGGAGUGAAUGUAGUCCACCCCUUCAAGUAUGUUCCUCAACAGUCUGAGUGUGUGUUCGACAUCAACACAUCCAUACGGACCUGCAAGUGGAUCCCAGGAGUGUUAAAAGAUUUGACACAACUACCACAACUUCAGUAUCAGUAUUGUUCCGAUAUUGGUUAAAGUCACUGGAUUGGAUAUCCGACAACAAAGAAUAAUGUAUUGUUGAGUUGUCCUUUAACAGUGUUAGAAAUAUACAGUAUGAUUAUCUUAUUUUAACUAUGACAAACGCUCAACAUUGCACAUUUUACCAGUUGCUAGUCAAACUGUGUUGACCACUAAGCAUUAUUAUGUCAUCAUUUGGGAAUAAAUAUUCUUUAUUUUGGACCCAG
Molecule: messenger RNA, 1802 nt
Organism: Solea senegalensis (Senegalese sole)
Lineage: Eukaryota; Metazoa; Chordata; Actinopteri; Pleuronectiformes; Soleidae
Product: ankyrin repeat domain-containing protein 61-like
Exons: 5
Coding region: 69-1349 (426 amino acids)
Molecular function (GO): protein binding
Source: RefSeq, a predicted model, not a curated record